Messenger RNA from Pelagomonas calceolata, 1359 nucleotides. The record is from the annotation of a GenBank genome assembly. Lineage: Eukaryota; Pelagophyceae; Pelagomonadales; Pelagomonadaceae.
AUGAGCGAGAAAGUGGCGUCGACGCCGAAGCCCGACGAGGAGUCGACGGCCGUCAAACGCGCGCUCCUCUUCAUGUACUGGGUCGCCGCCCUGCUCGGCUCCGACUACGUCUUCACGCUCUCGUCCGGCCCCAACUACUUCACGCGCAUCGACACGGGCGGCGCCUUCGACAUGCGUGACAGCGAGCCGACGAAGGCGGCGAACACGCAGUUCUCGAACGCCUGGACGGUCUGGGCGGCGGGCCAGUUCGUCGGCAGCGUGCUGAGCAGGGCGCUCUCGGGCGCGCUGGGCUGGCGGCCCGCCCUGUUCGUCUACGUCGUCCUGAUGCUCGCGGGGAACUUGAUGUACGUCCUCGCGGACCCGAGCGUCGCGGGCUCGAUACGACUGGCCAUCGCGGGAAAAUUCGUCGACGGCCUGGGCUGCGGGGCGACGGCGCUCGGCAUCGGCUACAUCCCGACCGUGUCGGCGCACCCGAAGGUCGCCUCGUGGCGCAUGUCGACCUUCCGGCUGUUCGUUAGCGUUGGCAUGGUCGCGGCGACGGGUAGCUCUAUUGGCCUCGGCCACGCACGGUUCUCGGCCGGCGUCCAGUACAACCCGGGUAAUAGUCCCGCGGCGGUCCAGGCGCUCGCGUCCCUGGUGACGCUUCCCUGUGUCUGGGCGCUCGUCGUCGAGCCGGCCGGCGCGCGAACCAAGCGGUCGCUCAACCCCUUCGCGGGCUGGCGCGAGACCGGCGUGUGGACGCGGCAGACGUGCACCUGGCUGGUCUUCGUAUUUUGCUACGGUCUCGCGACGUCGGCGGCGAACUACUUCGGACCGGUCUUCCUGGCCGAGCAGCGCUGGCACCAACCCAAGAUCUCCCUCUGGCUCUUUCUCUUCCAGGUCGCCGGCCUCGGGAGCGGACUGGUCGCCGAGGUCUUGCUGGAGCGGACGCCCCUCGAGCACUACGACUGCAUCGCCGCCGGCUCGGCGGCCGUCGCGGUAGGCCUCGGCCUGAUGCUCGUCGGCCAGUCGCGGCCGUCGAUGACUUACGUCGAGACCUACUUCCUCGCGGGCUACCUCACGCUCGCGGGCGCGUCGACGGUAUUCUCGAUGGGCCUCUCGCCGGCCUAUAAGGGAAUCCUCCCGAAGACCGCCUUUGCGACGAUGAUGUCCGCGUACAAGGCGAGCGUCGACGUUGGGAAGAUCCCCGGCCCGCGCUGGUCGAACUUCGUCCAGCAGCACCUCGACAACGAGUACAUCGCCUACGUGCCGCUCAUCGUCGCCUUCUCCCUCAUUGCGGCCUUCGUCGUCGCCGGCCGGCCGUUCCUCACGAGGCCCUACGCGGCGACGACCAAGGUCGGCGCGGCGGAGUCGUGCUAG